AUGAAGCGCAAAGGAUCAGAAAACGAAUCGCCUCCCUCCAAGAAGCGAAACACCGCUGGCGAUGAACGCCAGGGACUCCAGUCAGCAUUCCGGUCCGACCUCUUCAACGAGAGGACGGUUCAAUCCUUCCGCCAGAACUACGCAAGUUCGGGGCCAUAUCCUCAUGCCGUUGUGCCUUCAUUGAUUCAAGACGAGCUCCUCCGCGCUGUCAGAAGCGAAAUCAUCUCACACAUCCACUUCACGCUCAAGGAGACGGACAUCUACCGCAUCCACCAGUCGGGUGACCUUGCCAACCUUUCCAACCUCGACGCCGAAUCCCUGAAACACCUACCCAGCCUGGUGCGUCUCCGUGACGCCUUGUACAGCUCCGACUUUCGAGAAUGGGUGUCGACGGUCACGGGCGCAGGCAAGGUUUCGGGGAAGAAGACAGACAUGGCGGUCAACGUCUACACGCCGGGCAGUUACCUGCUCUGCCACGACGACGUGAUAGGCAGCAGAAGAGUGAGCUACAUUCUAUACCUGACGGAUCCCGAUCGUCCGUGGCAGCCGGAAUGGGGCGGCGGACUGAGACUGUUUCCCACCGAAACCAAAAAGAACAAGGCCGGCGAAGACAUUCAGGUCCCCCUGGCCGAACACAGCCUCAACAUCCCCCCGUCGUUCGGACAGUUGAGUUUCUUCGCCGUCCGGCCGGGAGAGAGCUACCAUGACGUCGAGGAGGUGUACCACGGACCCGACCCCGAGGCGGACGGAGGCCGGAUACGCAUGGCGAUCAGCGGGUGGUUCCACAUCCCACAGGAAGGGGAGGACGGGUUCGAACAAGGGAUCGAGCAGACGCAAGCGCAGAGGUCGAGUCUUGCGCAGCUGAAAAGCGCGGCUAACGAGUUUGACGAGCCGCAACUGGUGUUCCGCCACUUCGACGAGCCGCGGCAGGUCAUGGAUAGCCACGCUUCGGGGAAGGAGGUUGACCCCGGCGACAGAGAAGACACGGACGACGAGGUGCUCACCGAGCAGGACCUGACGUUCCUACUGCACUACAUCACGCCGCAUUACUUGACACCGGACAUGAUCGACGAUUUCAGUUCUUCGUUUGGCGAUGUGUCGGCGCUCCAGCUGGAGCACUUUUUCAACCCAAUCUUCGCAGAAGAGCUGAAGGAGUACAUAAGCGGCGUUGAACAGGGUGCGUCGUCGUCCUCGGAUGAUGCGCAGGGCUCGCAUCGUCAUGAUCGUCAUUCCUCCAAAUCUGACCCGGCGCACUGGAGUGUCGCUCGCCCGCCUCAAAAGCACCGGUUCGCUUAUCUACAGGGUGUCGAGGCGCUGCACAGAGACAAGACGCCCAUCUCUCGCGUCCUGACGGACCUGCUCCAUUCGCACGCUUUCAAGAAGUGGCUGGCGCUGGUCACGGGGCUGAAGACGAAAAGUCUCGUCCGACAGAACGUGAUGGCGAGGAGGUUCAGACGCGGGAAGGACUACGCACUGGCAAACCCGUUCAAUGGAGAGCAACCGCAGCUUGAAUUCACGAUCUCGAUCACGCCGAGUGACGGGUGGGAAAAGGCCGAAGAAGCGGAAGAGGAAGGAGAAGCCGACGACGCUGAGAAGAAAGGAGAAACGGUCGGUGCGAAGAAAGGAGAUACCGAGAAGGCGAAGAAGGGGUUCGAGAUGGCCGAGAAGAUGCUGCAUAAUGGUUUCACGGCCGUGGUGCCGGAAAUCCCAGACGAUGCGAAGGAGGGCAAGGGUAAAGAAGAGGCCACCGUCGAGCCUGAGAAGGUCCAAGUGUCGACGUCUGCGGAGAUCGAGUACGGCGGUGAGGAAGUUUACAUGGCGGGCGACGACGACGAAGAGGAUGAUGCUGACAACGCCUCGACGCAUUCCAAGUCGCUGCCUAGUGUGGGAAAGAAAGCCGAUCCGGCCGUUUACAAGUCGUCGAUGGGCGAGAACGACGAGGACGAUGGGAUUUUGUUCACGAGUCCCCCGGCUUGGAAUAGGUUCAGUGUCGUUUUCAGGGACAAGGGGACUUUGAGGUUUGUAAAGUAUGUGAGUCAAGCCGCCAAGGGGGACAGGUGGGACAUCAAAGGCGAGGUACAGGUUAGUGAAGAUGCAUGGGACGGUGGUGAGGGAGGAGAUGACGAAGAUGACGAGGACGAGGAACAUGGAGAGGAGGACGAAGAUGACGAGGACGAGGACGAGGACGAUGGUGAAGAUGAAGACGACGAGGACGGAGAUGAAGAUAAAGUAGACGGUUAG
Exophiala spinifera is the source of this 2241-nucleotide messenger RNA. RefSeq lists its product as uncharacterized. The transcript has a single exon. The record is from RefSeq and is a predicted model, not a curated record. Gene Ontology annotation, biological process: peptidyl-proline hydroxylation; regulation of translational termination. Gene Ontology annotation, cellular component: cytoplasm. NCBI's taxonomy places the organism in Eukaryota, Fungi, Ascomycota, Eurotiomycetes, Chaetothyriales, Herpotrichiellaceae. Gene Ontology annotation, molecular function: peptidyl-proline dioxygenase activity; L-ascorbic acid binding; iron ion binding. Bases 1 to 2241 code for a protein of 746 amino acids.